Molecule: messenger RNA, 2163 nt
Organism: Dovyalis caffra
Lineage: Eukaryota; Viridiplantae; Streptophyta; Magnoliopsida; Malpighiales; Salicaceae
Source: the annotation of a GenBank genome assembly
AUGUUUGAGGGCCAUCGUAUGUUUGAUAUGACUCCCAAAAGUUCUGAAAAUGACUUGAGCAAGCUCAACGAUGAUGACUACGAUACCAAAUCGGGCACCGAAACUACGGAAGCUCCCUCCGGUGAUGAUCAAGAUCCCAGCGGCCAACGCCCCAAAAAGAAGCGUUAUCAUCGCCAUACACAGCAUCAAAUCCAAGAAAUGGAAGCUUUUUUCAAGGAAUGCCCUCAUCCGGACGACAAGCAACGGAAGGAGAUCAGCCGUGAGCUAGGGUUAGAGCCAUUGCAAGUCAAAUUUUGGUUCCAAAACAAGCGAACUCAAAUGAAGGCUCAAAAUGAACGCAGUGAGAAUUCAAUUCUCAAGGCUGAGAAUGAAAAACUUCGUGCGGAGAACAAUAGGUACAAGGAAGCCCUAAGUAGUGCCUCAUGCCCUAACUGUGGUGGUCCAGCUGCUCUUGGUGAGAUGUCUUUUGAUGAGCAGCAUUUGAGGAUUGAGAAUGCUCGUCUAAGAGAAGAGAUUGACAGGAUAUCUGGAAUUGCUGCCAAGUAUGUUGGCAAGCCUUUGUCUUCUCUUUCCAACCUUUCUCCUCAUUUACCAUCCCGGUCUCUUGAUCUGGGAGUUAGCAAUUUUAGUGCACAUUCGGGCUUCGUAGGGGAGAUGUUUGGAGCUAGUGAACUUCUAAGAUCAGUCACUGGACCGACCGAGGCAGACAAACCAAUGAUCGUUGAACUCGCUGUUGCGGCAAUGGAGGAACUAACGAGAAUGGCUCAGGCUGGAGAACCCUUAUGGAUUCAAGGAGAGAACAACACUGAACUGCUCAAUGAAGAGGAAUAUUUGAGAACUUUUACUAGGGGAAUUGGACCAAAACCCUUGGGAAUGAGAUCUGAGGCUUCAAGGGAAUCUGCAGUUGUUAUCAUGAGUCACGUUAAUCUUGUUGAGAUUCUCAUGGAUGCGAAUCAAUGGUCAACUAUUUUCUGUGGUAUAGUAUCAAGAGCAAUGACCCUGGAAGUCCUAUCAACAGGGGUGGCAGGGAACUAUAAUGGAGCAUUGCAAGUGAUGACAGCUGAAUUCCAAGUCCCGUCUCCACUCGUUCCUACACGGGAAAAUUACUUUGUGAGGUACUGUAAACAGCAUCCCGAUGGGAUUUGGGCAGUGGUAGAUGUUUCCUUGGAAAGUUUACGCCCUAGUCCAAUGUCGAAAUGUAGAAGAAGGCCAUCAGGUUGCUUGAUCCAAGAAUUGCCAAAUGGUUAUUCCAAGGUCGUCUGGGUUGAACACAUUGAAGUGGAUGAUAGAUCUGUUCACAAUAUAUACAGACCACUAGUUAACUGUGGUCUUGCUUUCGGAGCAAAACGUUGGGUGGGAACAUUAGAUCGACAAUGCGAACGUCUUGCAAGUUCGAUGGCCAUUAACAUUCCAACUGGAGAUCUCUGUGUGAUAACAACCCCCGAAGGGAGGAAAAGUAUGCUGAAGCUAGCUGAGAGAAUGGUGAUGAGCUUUUGCACUGGUGUUGGUGCUUCUACUGCACAUGCAUGGACAACAUUGUCAGCAACUAGUUCUGAUGAUGUGAGAGUAAUGACUAGAAAGAGCAUGGAUGAUCCAGGCAGGCCUCCUGGUAUUGUGCUUAGUGCUGCGACUUCCUUCUGGAUUCCAGUUCCAUCCAAGAGGGUGUUUAAUUUCCUUAAAGAUGAGAACCAUCGAAGUGAGUGGGAUAUCCUUUCGAAUGGCGGCCAAGUUCAAGAAAUGGCUCAUAUUGCUAAUGGCCGCGAUCCCGGAAACUGUGUCUCUUUACUCCGUGUCAAUAGUACCAACUCAAGCCAGAGCAACAUGCUGAUAUUACAAGAGAGCUGCACUGAUUCUACAGGAUCAUAUGUCAUUUAUGCACCAGUGGACAUUUCGGCCAUGAAUGUAGUCCUAAGUGGUGGAGACCCAGAUUAUGUUGCACUGCUUCCAUCAGGUUUUGCUAUACUCCCUGAUGGACCAGGAUAUGGCCCUGCCGGAAUCAUUGAUGUCGGUUCCGGUGGCUCUCUACUGACUGUUGCAUUUCAGAUAUUAGUUGAUUCAAUCCCAACAGCCAAGCUUUCGCUCGGAUCAGUAGCAACUGUAAACAGUCUAAUUAAGUGCACAGUUGAAAGGAUUAAGGCUGCAGUAAUGUGUGACAAUGCCUGA